AUGAUUUCUGAUACAGCUGAUAAGGUUGGACCGGAUGGUGUUUUAUCAAUUAAGUCAUUGUCUUCCUUUGAGACAACUGUUGACAUGGAAGAAGGAAUGGAUGAUACCUGCAAAGAGGCAAUUAGAGAUAAACAAGAGGAAGAAUUAUUACUGAACACAGAAAAUGCUGAUUUUUCUAUUAUUUCAAAAAGCAUAGUAGAAGAGGAAGAGAAGUUGAUAGGAGAGCAGCUGAAGGAAGAUGAGGAAAAUAUGAAUGAGCCUAAGAAGAAACCUCACUUGAAUGACCUCCAAUUCACUAAACUCGAUGAGCUUCUAACACAUUUACGAUAA
Molecule: messenger RNA, 330 nt
Organism: Fraxinus pennsylvanica
Lineage: Eukaryota; Viridiplantae; Streptophyta; Magnoliopsida; Lamiales; Oleaceae
Source: the annotation of a GenBank genome assembly